AUGCUCACUGACGAUGAUUCCGAUUUGGACAAUCUGGAUGUUUCUCAUAUGCCAUUCAUCAACACUAUUUGGACAUGCAAGAAUUGUACGGAGGUAGUCUUAAAGACUUCGGCCGUUUUACCAGUCGUAGCGUUUGGCAUUUUCGGAAAUAUUAUGGUUAUAUAUAUUUUAUGGAAAAAUUUAAACCUACGUACAGCUACAAACCUUUUGAUUGGCAAUAUGGCAGUAGCUGACUUACUAUCCCUUCUUAUUCAUCCGUGGGUGAUGUUGACACUGGAUUUAUUUCAGAAUUACCAACUGGGUGUUAUUGGAUGUAAGGGAGAAGGUCCGGUUGAAUGUUCUCUUCUUAUUGCAAGUGUAGUGAGUAUGUCUGCCGUAACAUAUGACCGUCUAACUGCCAUAGUGUUGCCUAGAGAAACUAGGAUAACAAAAAAAGGAGCUAAAACACUUAUAGCACUUAUGUGGAUAUUUGGACUUUUGUUAUCCCUACCGAUGGUUUUUAACAGAACAUAUAAGGAACGUAAGUGGUUAAACUUCUUAGAGAAAUAUUGUACUGAGAAUCUAAUGGUUAGUAACAUGUAUUGGUACGUAAUAGUAGCAAUAUUAGUUUGGUUACCGAUGACGAUUCAGUUGAUUUGCUAUAUUUCGAUUUUUAUAAAGCUAGACAAAUAUGAAAAAAUCACUGUAAAAUCACUCAACAAGCAGCACAUGAACUAUAAGAAAAAAGCGGCAAUAACCAUGUUCAUUGUAACUAUUGUUUUCAUGAUAUGCAGAUUGCCAUUUACCGCAUAUAUAAUGUAUAGACAUCAACUCAUCAAGGAACAAAAAGUAACAGCUUCUUCAAGUGACAUCAAGUUUCAAUUAAAUCAAUCCUACUACAUUCUAUGGUGCGUAUCAAAAUACCUAAUAUUUGUAAAUUCGGCGAUCAAUCCCCUUAUCUACGGAGUAACCAAUGAGAAGUUUUUUAGAGAGUUCAAAUCAACCAAAAUAGCGCAGAUUAUUUGUGGACCAUGUAUGAGGACAACAAAAUCUACGAAAAGGAAUAAAUCUAUCCAGGAAGCCAAUAAAAAAUAUAAAAUCUUCAUUAUUUUUAAACGAAAAUAUAAACCCCAAAUUAAGGAAGAACUAGAGGAACCACCGGCCUCUGUUAAAAAAACCAUCAACACUCAGUUAUAA
Messenger RNA from Diabrotica balteata, 1176 nucleotides. The record is from the annotation of a GenBank genome assembly. NCBI's taxonomy places the organism in Eukaryota, Metazoa, Arthropoda, Insecta, Coleoptera, Chrysomelidae.